Molecule: messenger RNA, 944 nt
Organism: Lathyrus oleraceus (garden pea)
Lineage: Eukaryota; Viridiplantae; Streptophyta; Magnoliopsida; Fabales; Fabaceae
Product: LOB domain-containing protein 11
Exons: 2
Coding region: 1-597 (198 amino acids)
Source: RefSeq, a predicted model, not a curated record
AUGGAAAGUACUACUAGUGACACAUGCUCUGUUCCAUUUUCUCAUAACUCUUCAACUUCUUCGUCUAAUUCACCUCCACAAGCUGUUGUUGUUAUGAGCCCUUGUGCUGCUUGCAAGAUUUUGAGGAGAAGAUGUUCUCCUGAUAAAUGUGUUUUGGCUCCUUAUUUUCCUCCUACUGAUCCUGCCAAGUUUACCAUUGCUCAUAGAGUCUUUGGUGCUAGCAACAUCAUCAAAUUCCUACAGGAACUACCUGAGGCACAAAGAUCUGAUGCAGUUACAAGCAUGGUUUAUGAGGCUAGUGCAAGAAUUAGAGAUCCUGUUUAUGGUUGUGCUGGAGCAAUUUGCCAACUCCAAAAGCAAGUGAAUGAGCUUCAAGCACAAUUGGCCAAAUCACAAGCAGAGGUUGUAAACAUGCAGCUCCAACAAGCUAAUCUUGUGGCUUUAUUUUGCAUGUCACAAAGUGAACAAGAAUCACCACAACAAUCUAUGGAUGAUUUCAUUCAAAGUCCUUCCCAUAGUAAUGGCUAUCAAAUUGGUUUGAACUUUCUUGAGGAGAACAAUAGUCUAAAUUCAAUGUGGGAGCCACUUUGGACAUGAAGGAAUAGACAGCAGCAUUACAAAUUGAAAUUCAAAAGAAGAGUUUUUAUUAUGAUCCACGCACUCAACAAUAUCGAUAGUUGUUUAAUCAAGAUCAAACAUUUUGAUUGCGAUUGAAUGAGUAUCGAUAUAGUUAACUCGCACAUUUAAGCAUAAUCCAAAUCUUAAGAUUAUCUCCUAAGGAGAAAUGGAAGAAGUGAAACAAUUAUAACUAAUAAAAGUAAUUAGAGAGAAGAUCAAUUUCUUGUAGGUUUAGUUCCAUGUAUGAGGAAAAUCUGGAUGUACUAAUAAAUGUUGAAUUGGCCACAUUAAUUAGAGAUGAAAAAAUAUAUGAAAUGAUCUUCUAA